Haplochromis burtoni (Burton's mouthbrooder) is the source of this 1860-nucleotide messenger RNA. Its product is annotated as lecithin retinol acyltransferase b, tandem duplicate 1. Gene Ontology annotation, biological process: retinol metabolic process. The transcript is spliced from 2 exons. Gene Ontology annotation, molecular function: phosphatidylcholine-retinol O-acyltransferase activity. Lineage: Eukaryota; Metazoa; Chordata; Actinopteri; Cichliformes; Cichlidae. Bases 392 to 1120 code for a protein of 242 amino acids. The record is from RefSeq and is a predicted model, not a curated record.
UCAGCACAGUUCCCAGGAAGGUGGUUGUGAUGAAUGUGUGAGAGCCACAUUUUGCUGUGCUAGGAAGUUGUGACCUCUCUGCAUUUUGGCUGGUGUGGAGGUGGUGAACGCGGUGGAGGACGACGCUCUGUGGUUUGAGCUCUGUUCUGUUUUUGUUUUUCUGCCGUGGCCUCAUACCUGACUCACAAACCUAUUGCAGAUCCCUGAGAGCUCCCCCCUCUCUGCCCCCCUCUCCCAGUCCCACACCCGCUUUUCUCUUGCAGCCUCUCUUUGCGGUCAUGACGUCACGCCCCCUCCCAUCCACAGUGAGAAGGAAAACUCGUGGCUGUGCGCAGAGGAGGCCACAGAGAAGCAGAUCAGUGAUCACAGACCGGUUUACUUCAGCUUCACCAUGCUGGACACGCUCACCUUCCUCCUGGAGAAGCUCUUCCUCCUCGCGCACAUCAAGCUCUCCAGCCUGCUGCCUCCUCUGGGCGUAGAGUGCGCAGAACCGCCGCCCACCAGCAAGCGCUGUGACCGGGAAGACUCACCGCCGCUGCCCGCCUCAGCCUCUCACCGGUUCCAGCGGGGAGACCUGCUGGAGGUUCCCCGGACUCUCUUCACUCACUUUGGCAUCUACCUGGGCGACGACCGGGUGGCGCAUCUCAUCCCGGACAUCCUCCCGGCGCUGACCGCCGACAUCCGCCAGAUCGAGGAGAUGGUGACCAACACACGGCUGCUGGUAGGAGUCAUCGCGAAGCGCGCCAGCGUGCGCGUGGACUCUGUGGAGGACUUCGCGUACGGCGCCGGGAUCCUGCUGAACGCCAUGGACCGCUCGGUGCGCAAGAGCCCUCUGGCCGGGGAGGAGGUGGCGCUGCGGGCGGAGCGGCUGGUGGGCACCGUCGCCUACAGCCUGCUAUGGAACAACUGCGAGCACUUCGUCACCUACUGCCGCUACGGCACCGCGCAGAGCCUGCAGACCGACAAGUUUUGCGAGUGGCUGAAGUUGCUGAUCCGGGACCAGCGAAACGCCAUGCUGACAGCACUGCUAGGGCUCCUUUCCAUGGCUUAUAUGGGAAUAUCCGUCAGCACCGCCCUGCCAGCCUUCCUCAUCCCCUUCACCCUGUGGAUGGCGAGCUAAGAGCCGCCUGGAGCUGCACUUACUGUCAGCGUUCAAGCCUUACCGCUAGUUCAGAGCUCACUGAGCCGCCAUAUUGGAAGACCAACAGUGUGAACGCAGUCUUCUGCAAACAUUUUAACUUUUCAAAAAACUUUUUAAAAUUGUACUUCACCAUCUGGUAGCUUUUUUCUGCUGCACAGAAAGUGAUUUGCUUUUUAUUUUUUCAGUUUUUUGUUUGUUUUUUUUAAAAAGAGGAAAAACUGGAGAUGGGUAGUUAACAGAAUUAGCAACAGGCUCAAAAUUCACCAAAACUCAAAAAUGUUGUGUCUCCAACGCAAUUUGGUUGACUAAUGAUGUCUCAAGGUGAAAGGUAGUGCUGGUAAAGGAACCAAAGAUGACUUAUUUAUUUUUCUAUUGAGACCAUGCAUACGGUUCUGAAGGGUUUAUUGACUUGAAAAAAAAAUUAACUCUUUCCAUCUUGACCGUCUUAAAAGUCAGUCGUUUAAUUUCCCUCCGUUUGAAUGUUCCUUUUAGUACUGUAACCAGGUGAAGCUCGUGUGUAAAUGUCUGCAGAUAGUCUACAUGACCUGAUUGUUUCCUAACAGUCACAAGCUUUUGUACAGAAUUAUUUUUUACCUUUGUAACAAUGUGCUGUGUUUUAUAUGUAAAUAAAGGAAAUGGAAGCAAACAUAUCUUGUAUUCCUUAUCAGCCACAUAACCACAUCGUCAAUUCCACCCUUGUUGGAGUCUCCAAGGUUCUU